This is a messenger RNA of Eriocheir sinensis (Chinese mitten crab), 1110 nucleotides long. RefSeq lists its product as uncharacterized. The transcript has 2 exons. Lineage: Eukaryota; Metazoa; Arthropoda; Malacostraca; Decapoda; Varunidae. The record is from RefSeq and is a predicted model, not a curated record. The coding region runs from base 33 to 923 and encodes 296 amino acids.
CGUCUUUUCGGAGUGUCUCAACUUGUCCAGCAAUGAAGGCUCUGACUGUCCUGGCAGCGGUGGCGGCUGUGCUUGCGGGGCUGGCGUCCGUGGAGGCUGACCCCAAGGCUGACCCCAAGGCUGAUCCCAAGGCUGACCCAAAGGCUGACCCCGGCGGCAUCGGAUUCGGACUCCAAGGGGGUGUGGGCUUACGCUACAAUGUCGGGUUCGGCCUGGGCGGUGGACUGGGCGGUGGCCUGGGCGGUGGUCUGGGCUACGGCCUGAACUACGGCCUUGGCCUGGGAGGCGGUCUGGGUGGUGGCGGCCUGGGCUACGGAUACGGCCGCAGGAAGCGUGAGGCGGAACCCACUGCUGAGGCUGACCCCGGCAUCGGCCUCGGCUUCGGCGGGGGUCUUGGCUACUCCCAAGGGUUCGGGUACGGUCUGAGAGGUGGAUUUGGCUAUGGCCUGGGAGGUGGUCUCGGCUAUGGCCUGGGCGGCCUGGGCGGUGGCCUGGGUGGCCUGGGAGGCGGCUACGGGUACGGCCGCAGGAAGCGUGAGGCGAAGCCGAAGGCUGGUAUUGGUGGCUUUGUCUCGGCCCACAAGAACCACCAUCAGCAGAGCUUCAACGCCUUCAUUCCUCCCUUCAUUGGCGGCUUCGGUGGUCUGGGCUUCGGCAAGUACGGCGGGGGCUUCGGCGGCUACGGCGGCUACGGUGGCUACGGCGGCAAGUUCAUCGGUCGCCGCAAGCGUGAGGCGGAGCCGACGGCUGAGGCUGACCCCACCUUCAUCUCGUCCCACAACAACCACCACCAGCAGAGCUUCAACGCCUUCAUCCCUCCAUUUAUUGGCGGUUUCGGUGGCCUGGGCUUCGGCAAACAUGGGGGCUUCGGCGGCUACGGGGGCUAUGGUGGCCUCGGCGGCAAGUUCAUCGGUCGCCGCUAGAGUGGGGUGGAGCCGACGGCUGAGGCUGACCCCGGCACUGCUGCCCACCAGACACUCGGGAACUCCAAAAGAGAAACCCUUUCAUGCAUUUCACCAAGACAGGAUCACCGUGACUCACACCCCCUCUGCUACCCGGAGGGACACCUAUUCUUGAUGACCUUCUAUGCAAUAAAGCUCUUAUACCACA